AUGGGUGACGCGGCAUUUGUACCGGAGCAUGUUCUCAUCAUUUUCUAUCAGUUGAUGCCAGUAGAGCUGAAAGACGUUAUCCGAGACAAAUUCCCCGAUGCCGAGGUCACUAUUUACGAUGUUCAGCCAGGUGUUCCUGUGCCAUCUGAAGUAUAUCGAAAGGCCACUAUUCUCGCGACUUUCACGGAUCUUCCAGACCUCAAGGACUCGAAGAACCUUAAAUUAAUUCACACCUACUCUGCUGGCGUGGAUCAUCUUUUGCAAAAUCCAAUUUUGCUAGAAACUAAAAUCCCCAUCACUACGAGCUCGGGUAUUCACGGUCCUCCCAUUGCCGAAUGGACCGUGAUGAAUUGGCUGGUAUCAUCCCGGAAAUAUGUCAAGGGCUAUGAGGCCCAGAAAUCCCACUCGUGGGAUAAGAAUGCGUACGGGCCAGGUCUUCACGAUCAAGUGGGCAAGAAGGUGGGUAUUCUAGGAUACGGAAGUAUCGGGCGCCAAAUCGCCCGCGUCUCGCAGGCAUUGGGCAUGACCGUCCACGCAUACACGGCCACCCCACGCCCAACACCUGAAUCCCGCCAUGACACCGGCUACAUCGUGCCCGGAACCGGAGAUCCAGACGGCUCAAUUCCGGCAUCGUGGCACCACGGAACAGACCGCGAAGCUAUUCGCUCUUUCUUAUCUACCGGGCUAGACCAUCUGGUUGUCUCACUUCCGCUGACUCCGCAAACAACCCAUCUCCUCGGCGCAGAGGAAUUCGCCAUUCUAUCUGACCGGAGUCAUCACCAUACGAGCAAGCCUUACGUGACCAACAUCUCCCGAGGCAAGGUUAUCGAUCAGAAGGCGUUGGUCGAUGCGCUGAAUUCUGGGGUCCUGGGUGGUGCCGCACUUGAUGUCACUGAUCCCGAACCUCUUCCUAAGGAUGAUCCUCUCUGGGAUGCGCUCAAUGUUCAGAUCAGUCCACAUGUCAGCGCUCUUGGAGUGGAGUAUUUCCCGCGCUCUCUUGAUAUCCUGGCAUUAAACCUGGAGCGCAUCGCUCAGGGUGAGCCGUUAAUCAACUCUUAUACACGGGGCAAAGGGUAUUAG
Messenger RNA from Penicillium verrucosum, 1080 nucleotides. Its product is annotated as D-isomer specific 2-hydroxyacid dehydrogenase family protein. The transcript is spliced from 4 exons. The coding region runs from base 1 to 1080 and encodes 359 amino acids. The record is from RefSeq and is a predicted model, not a curated record. Gene Ontology annotation, molecular function: NAD binding. NCBI's taxonomy places the organism in Eukaryota, Fungi, Ascomycota, Eurotiomycetes, Eurotiales, Aspergillaceae.